AUGCGGUUGGCUUUGUUAUUGGCACUGUUCCUAAAAGUUUACGAAGCUUCCGCAAAGCCAAACGAUCUCCAAGCGCUAUAUAAUGCGCUUUUCGUCUCCGGGAAUUACACGAAGGAGUUGGCGCCGGUUUCCGGGGACCGAGCUGGCCAAAUUAACUUAAUGAUCGAGAUGGUCUAUAUGAGACUGGUAGAAAUCAAUUCCGAAAAUCAACAACUAAGCUUGGUGAUUGAGCUGGCAAAUUAUUGGAACGACGAUCGUCUACGCUGGGAUCCUAAGGACUACUCCGGGAUUGAAAACCUAUACAUUAGUGCAUCAAUGCUGUGGAUUCCGGAUUACGCGCCUACGGACAGCCAAAAAUUCGAAAAUGUGUUCCCGGAGAACCAGCGAAACGCCCGGGUUUCCUGGAAUGGAACAAUUUUUUAUGAGACGAUAAUGUUUAUUAUAGCUUCUUGUAGGCUAGAGAUGCAAGACUUCCCGUUCGAUCGGCAAUCAUGUGCGAUUGGGCUUCAGAAUCAUCACAUUCUAAAGCCAAUGUUGACAAUGGAGAGUAGGAUUUCUCCAACAAUGGAUCCGUCUGUUUAUGAGGGAAACAGUGAGUGGUGCUUCCUGAACAUCUCCAGCAAUUUGACAGGCGUACCAGAGGAGUUGACCAUGGCUGGCUUCGUUUUCGUCUUACAUCGAGAGCCGCUGUUCUAUGUAUUUGUGGUUAUUUUCCCCUCAUUUUUGCUGACGACACUCGCGAAUUUUGGCAUGUUUUGGUCGGCGAACAUUAGGGAGAACAAGUUGGAGAAGAUGGGCCUCGGCUUGGCGAGCAUGAUGGCGAUGACCGUCAUGUUAGACUUGGCGUCGCAGCAGAUACACAAGACGGCAGCUUUUCCACUUUUGGGGUAUUACGUGAUCAUCUGCACCGCGAUUAUAGCGCUUGGGUGUGUGAGUAUCGCACUACUUUCAAAUGGCGCUAGCAGACCGAUGGACCGGAAACCGAAGCAUACUUUCCUUGCCCGAGUUGAGCAGUACGUCUUCACAAGGUCGUUCUUUGCCCAGCUCUUCUUCCAGGGGCUGAACAUUGUGAAUUUGAUCUAUACCCUAUCGCACUGGAAAAACUAUCAU
Mesorhabditis spiculigera is the source of this 1110-nucleotide messenger RNA. NCBI's taxonomy places the organism in Eukaryota, Metazoa, Nematoda, Chromadorea, Rhabditida, Rhabditidae. The record is from the annotation of a GenBank genome assembly.